AUGGGAGAACCAACUGAAGUUCUUCCUACUGCAGUAGGUCAGACCUCAAAUGAAUUCACUAUUGAUUCAUCUCAUUCGUACUACCUCCACCCUUCUGAUGCUCCAGGUAUGACACUUGUGAACUCACCUUUUGAUGGCAAAGGUUUCGGAGGAUGGAAAAGGGGCAUGUUCGUAGCCCUUUCAGCCAAUAACAAAACUGGAUUCAUAGAUGGAUCCCUUUCCAAACCUGCUACCACAGAUCCAUCAUUGAAAUCUUGGACCAGAUGCAAUGACAUAAGUGCACAACUGCUUUGGAAAGAUCUGGAGUCCAUAUUUGGACAAACCAACGGUACCAAGCUUUUCCAACUGCAAAAGGAACUAUCAACUCUGGUUCAAGGAAACCUCAGUGUUACUGGUUAUUUCACAAAACUGAAGUGCAUCUGGGAUGAACUAGAUGCCAUGAACAUUAUUUCCUUUUGUUCUUGUGAGUGUGUUUGUGGUGGAAAGGAUAAAUCUAAAAAGGCACAGGAUGAUGAGAGGCUAUUGCAAUUUCUAAUGGGUUUGAAUAGUUCGUAA
Messenger RNA from Lycium barbarum (goji berry), 555 nucleotides. RefSeq lists its product as uncharacterized. NCBI's taxonomy places the organism in Eukaryota, Viridiplantae, Streptophyta, Magnoliopsida, Solanales, Solanaceae. The transcript is spliced from 2 exons. The coding region runs from base 1 to 555 and encodes 184 amino acids. The record is from RefSeq and is a predicted model, not a curated record.